AUGCCAAUUGUUUUUCAAGUAACCUAUAGAAGUGAAACAAAUUGCCGUGAUGUUUUUUUUCCCUCUUCUUCUUCUUCUUCCGUUUGUGGAAAAACGACAAACAACUUUGCUUUGCGUCUGCACACGAAGCUGACGUCAGUGGGGAAGAAGAACAGGAUGGGCAGGCAAGGUGGGGGUGGACAGGUAAAGAACAAAACAAUGGUGAAGGAAGAGCAGAUAUUAGCCAAUCGGCCUGACAACACUGCCUUCACUCAGCAGAGGCUUCCGGCAUGGCAGCCUAUACUUUCAGCUGGCAUUGUCAUCCCAGGAUUUGUCCUCAUCGGCCUGACAUUCAUUGGCAUUGGCGUUGCUCUCUUUGUCACUUCAAAGAGCAUCCAGGAUAUGGAGAUUGACUACACUGGGGUUGAAACAGACUCAGAUUGCUACAAGUGCACCGACAAGGAUGUAAAGAACUGUGUGUGCCAGCUGGACUUUAACAUUCCCAGUUUAAUUGAGGGACCCGUGUUCUUUUAUUACGGUUUGUCCAACUACUUCCAGAACUACAGAAGGUACGGUGUGUCCAAAGAUGAUACCCAGCUGUCCGGAGACCUGGAUAACUUUAAGACUCCCAGUGACACCUGUUCACCCUAUGACACUGACGGUGGGAAACCAAUUGUACCAUGUGGAUCAGUAGCAAACAGCAUGUUUAAUGAUACCUUCAAGCUGUAUCGGCACGUCAAUGGGACAAAGAAGGAGGUGCCCUUCGAUGGCAAAGGGAUUGCUUGGUGGACAGAUUACAACGUCAAAUACAGAAACCCCGAUGUCAAGCCUCUGAAGGAUGCAUUUGAAGGUACGGUGAAGCCUCUAUUUUGGCCCAAACCUGCUUACGAUUUGGACCCCGCAGACCCGAACAACAAUGGCUUCAUCAAUCAAGAUUUCCUGGUGUGGAUGAGGAGGGCGGCCCUGCCAGAUUUCAGAAAGCUCUAUCGGAGAAUCUCUCAGGGUGAUUAUGCACGUGGUCUGCCAGCUGGAAACUACACCCUUGACAUUGACUACAACUAUCCUGUUAUGAGCUUUAAAGGGAAAAAGAAGGUGGUGUUCAGCAAUGUGUCCUGGAUGGGUGGCCGGAAUGAGUUCCUGGGCAUUGCCUACCUUGUGAUUGGUUCAUUGUGCAUCAUCAUGUCCAUAGUCAUGCUCAUUGUCUAUGCAAAAUUCAAGUUUCCUGAAGAAGACUGAGUCAUGGACUUCUGCUGGUUGAUUUUGUACAUUAUUAACAUGCUUUCGUUCUUCUUUUCCCCCCUUUAUGCUCAAUGGCAUGAUCAGGGCAUUGUACAUAGACAAAAAGGAAUAUAGAGCUAGACUCCAUAUGAACGAACACAUUUUAUUGUGGACAUGAAUAUGUAUCUCUAGGAUAAGAAAAAGCCUGGUAUUAGUUUUACAAAUUAAGUUUUGACACGUUUCCCUAAUAUCUGCAAAAUCAGAUGUUUUACUAUCGGAGUACAUUAGCUUGUAAGAACAUCUUGGAAAUGAGGCUCCUCUACAAAGUCAGGUUGAUUGCUAAAUAACAGCUCUAAGAGGGGUCUGUUACAUUUGUGCUUUUCAUCAUCACAAAAUGAACGACGUCCUUAAAUUAGGCAAAUAAUGUUUUAAGCCAUACAAUACUAGACAAUAAUGUAUACUUGAUUGUGUGAGAUGUGUAGUUAUAUUAGCUUGGAAAUAAUGCUGUAAAUUGUGAUUACUAUUAACUCAGGGAUCUGGUGUUUUGUAUAUGCAAGCUCAUGUUUUACUCAGACUGUGGUUUUAGACUUUUUACUUCAUGUUGAUAUUUAUUUAAUAAAACAUCAAAACUA
Pseudoliparis swirei is the source of this 1829-nucleotide messenger RNA. RefSeq names its product transmembrane protein 30B (gene tmem30b). Gene Ontology annotation, biological process: phospholipid translocation. The coding region runs from base 1 to 1215 and encodes 404 amino acids. Gene Ontology annotation, cellular component: endoplasmic reticulum; plasma membrane; Golgi apparatus. The record is from RefSeq and is a predicted model, not a curated record. NCBI's taxonomy places the organism in Eukaryota, Metazoa, Chordata, Actinopteri, Perciformes, Liparidae. The transcript has 8 exons.